AAAUCUCAUUCCAUAUAAGAAUACCUUUUCUGCCAUUGAUUGAUUGGUUGAGCUCCAUUUGCAUCCUCCUUCCUUUCAGUUGUUGAUCUUGUGAACUUUAGUUACAAAAGAUGACAUAUCAAAAUAUGGAAAAGACUUUAUUUGUUUCCUCAUUUACUCCUUGUAGUCACGCCCCAUUUCUAUCAAGUAUAAGACGAGUAGACUUGUCAACCUGUCGGAGACCCAAACAAAAGUGCUUUCACCUUGUGCGUAUGGGAGCUGAUAACUUGAAAUUUUGGAAAGAUUUUUGGUGUGGUGGCUUUCCUGGAGGAGAAGCAUAUUUGAAUGAAGUUAUAGAAAGCGACUUUGCCAAACCAGUUCCGGGACUCGAGAGUUCUGGAGUGUCUGCUCAAAGGGAACCGAAUAAAACAGUUCCAAACAAACAGCAGUCUUCUAAACCGAAAACUCCCGCUCCAAGUUCUUCUUCCAACAACGGUACAGCCAACAUUUCAGGAGGUGGCCAGGUUCGUUUAGUAACUGACCCAGUAACUGGAAGAAGUCGUUUAGAAAUAGUACAAGAGGAGUAAAGCUAAGUAGUGAUUGGUUUUUGUAUCGACCUAAAGAAACACUGUUGGUCUUGUUCGGGAUCAGAAUAAAGACAUUCUCUUAUCAGAGACAUUCUCAAAUGCGA
Molecule: messenger RNA, 670 nt
Organism: Galdieria sulphuraria
Lineage: Eukaryota; Rhodophyta; Bangiophyceae; Galdieriales; Galdieriaceae
Exons: 2
Coding region: 111-566 (151 amino acids)
Source: RefSeq, a predicted model, not a curated record